AUGAGGCUACUUCUCUCUCAUGUUGCCCUUGCCGUGACCAUGGUGCACAUGGGCCACGCGCUGCCGCAACAGCAAGCAAGUCAAGACGGCGAGGCAGUCGGUCACAUUGUUGUCUUGAAAGAAGGCCUAGACGAAAACCACCUCAAUGAACACCUUGACGCUGUCAAGGGUAUCCAGAAGCGGAGCAAGCGUGAUGACACUGGCGACGAAAGCGGCGUCAAGCUUGUCGUCGACGGUGCCAGCUACGGCUUCCAAGGCUACACCGGAGUAUUUACUCCCGAGACACUUGAGUUCAUCAAGGCUCACGAGCAUGUUGAUUAUGUCGAAGAAGAUGUGAACUUGUCUGAACCAACUGUUGAGACUCGAGAGGUUUCUGACACAGAGCUCGUCGUUGAGGACGAAGUCGCCGACACGGACGCCACAGAUGUCCCCGCCACAGAUGUUCCGGCGGUCUCUACUGGAGGUCCCAACAGGCAAAAGUCCACCAUCGGCGGUACCUUGAGCUGGGGACAAGGAUAUAGCACGCUUCUCGGCAAGGGUCUGCGUCUCGACGUCGUGGUUCCCCUGACUGAGAACGCGAAAAGAGACAGCCCUGCCAUGCUCAACGAGACGAUUAACCCGGCAGCCCUCCUCAACGAGACGAACCCGGCAAUCGCCUACAACUUUACAGCUCCCAGCGCCGACCUGACAGGGGUCGUCAAUCUUCUCGAAUACUUUGCCGAGCCGGACCCGGACGCCAUUUUUGACAACCUUCCUGACGUGCCCGAGGCUCCGGAGGAGGGUGCCGAAGAGAACGGAAAGCGUGCGGUGGUUGACAUUCCCGGCUGCACGGGUAAGAUCAACACUCAUUUCAAGCUGGCUGAGGACUAUGACUCCUACAUGCACGCGCUCGAUAUGAGCAACGAUGCUUUGACCUUUGUUGCAACCAUUGAAAUCGAGAAGCAGCAGGACUAUGAGAACGGACGCUUUCAUGCCUUGAGCUACACUCCAGCUCAGUUUCAUCAAACCCAUGGAGACAGAUGGGUCAAAGGCUACAAACGAGGCGGCAAGUUGAUGGCUCGACUGAUCUUCAGAGCCAAAGACAGCAGCAAUACAAGGGAGGUCAAAGCGCAUGCGGAAGCUGCCCUGCGAUUCUGGGGUGUUAGCGGCGAUGUAAGCGUUUCGGUCAAGAACAGCAUGGAGCAAGUGGAUAAGCACGCCCACGUCGACAUUACCCUAUUUCAAGAGGGUAAUCUGGGAACAUUUAUGACCAGCACCGACGGCGCCGUGUCGUCUGAUAAAUCUAGCCUUGGUUCCGCGUCCGGAUCAUUCAAGCAAGUCAAGGAGUGGGCCGAUCAGUUUAUGCAGCAAGCUUGCAAUCAUAAUUUUGCCUACAGACCUGUGUUGGAGGAGUACACUACUCUCCCAGGUUUCCCGGCAGGCCAAAAGGUUCACGACUACGGUGUUGUACGCAUCAUGUCUAAUCGUAUCUUGCGGGAACUGGUCAAGCUGUCGGAGCUCGUCUCCACUGUCACUGCUCGACUCGAAAAUCAGGGAGGCUGGGAAGAGCAUAUCGAUGAUAUGGAUUUUGAGUUUUUGGAUGUUGUGUCUGCGAGCAAGCAAUGGGUCGAAAAGGCGGCAGCAGAUACGUCUACCGCGAGAUGGGAGGCAAAGCAGUUGAUGGUCAAGUUUCGCCUGUUCAACAGGACAUACAAGAAAUAUCUCAGCUCGUUCUUGCCACUUGAUCCUUGGCAGUUUAAUCCUCACACGUCUGACCCCGACGCAGGGAUUUACGAGCCCGUGCCUGCUCACGCAUGCCCUGGCGGAAUUCUAGAGGAUGUUUUGAAGCCACCUGGCCAUGUCCUCGAUCUGUGCUUUGUUACCUUUGCCGACCCAGUAGAGCUUUCUACAGUUACUCCCCAUGUUGUCCGCGAUUGCGGUGUCUGCCAGAACACCUACACCUACACAAGCAUGGGCCUCCCUACGCCCAUAGGCUGGUGCAUUGCUCCCCGACCCCGCGGGAUCUACUUGUCAAGUCCUGCUGCGAGAUUUCCUUGA
Molecule: messenger RNA, 2037 nt
Organism: Beauveria bassiana ARSEF 2860
Lineage: Eukaryota; Fungi; Ascomycota; Sordariomycetes; Hypocreales; Cordycipitaceae
Product: cuticle-degrading serine protease
Exons: 14
Coding region: 1-2037 (678 amino acids)
Source: RefSeq, a predicted model, not a curated record